This is a messenger RNA of Hyaloscypha bicolor E, 1155 nucleotides long. RefSeq lists its product as uncharacterized. The coding region runs from base 109 to 1044 and encodes 311 amino acids. The transcript is spliced from 3 exons. The record is from RefSeq and is a predicted model, not a curated record. Lineage: Eukaryota; Fungi; Ascomycota; Leotiomycetes; Helotiales; Hyaloscyphaceae.
AUCUUUUCCAUUCAACCAGGCGGUGAUACUCUCCUGUUCGUUCCGACACCUCGUCUAGCAAUUAGUAGCCACCUCCUCCGUACGGUGCAAUCAUUCGUUGUCGACGCAAUGGCAGGCGGCUCGGACAUGAGGCUCGACAAAGUGCUGGCUGACUGCUUCGGGCACCAUGCCGAGGGCCGUGCCCUCUACGCGGCAGUGUCCGCCGCAGAACUCAAACCAGGGUGCUGCGGCUACAUGGACAAAGACGGCCGCUGGACCACUAUCGUCCAGCUCACAAAACCAAGUGAUCUGAAGAAACGCAGCUUCUCUGAAUUUAAAGAUGCCAAGAUCAAAACCAAUCCCGUCUCCGAGGACUGGGGAGAAGUCAAGUCCUCCAACGUCAGGGGCAAGUUGAUCAAAGCCAGCGGUAAAGUAACCGACCCAAACACCAAGGCUGUUAGUGUUGGUGCCAGCUUCUCUUACAGCACGCAAGAUGGUGCUGGCGGAAUAUUUAUCACCAAAAACAAUGUCACCGAGAAGUAUCUUGAGGAUUCUUGGCUGGCUGACGCCUGGAUGGAGAAAAACGGGCCUAAGAUCGCUAAUGACAUACCGCCCACUCGAGACCGUGGCGUCUGGGUCGUGACACGUACUUUCGCGGCUCCGGAACGAUAUGUUGCAGUGCUAAAAGAGAAUGGAGAAGAAGCGUCGUUGAGCAUUAACGCGGAUGCUUACAAGGUUGGGAAAGUCGAGACUACCGCUUCUUGGUGGAGCAGUUAUAACGGCAGUAUGUGGAAAUAUGCUGAGCAUAAAGACGGCUUGGUUUUGUUCAUGGCUGGUACCUACUACAAGCCUAAGCUCUGGGCCAAAGGUUUCAACCGCGAAGAUCAGCCAAAGAAGGAGAAGUUUCUCGGGGAUGGUGCGAUGGAACCUAUCGAUGUUGAGUUCACCGAUGCAGAAGACGAUGGCUGCGUUCGAUACAUGCAAUUUGUUCCCGAACAAGUUGGCAAACCCAGGAAGAAGGAAGAUGAUAAUGGUGGGAGUGAUGAAGAAUAUGAUCAAUACUAGAAAUAACUCGAAGGCAGGUAUGUGAAGUCUGGGCAAUUCAAACUCUGCGAAAGCAUACGGCGAAGGCGGGGUAUACGCCAAAAUUCAAAUCGGAUGCAAGAUAAAACUGUG